AUGGAAUCUACAGGUUUUCAACUAACUGACUUUGUAAGAAGACCUAACUUAGGUAAAGAAGGAAGACAACUCAAAAUUCGUGCAAACUUUUUUGAAGUCCUUGCACUCCCUGAAGCAAAUAUACACCACUAUGACGUCACUAUAACACCCGAUGUUCCUCCUGCCUUGAACCGAAGAGUUUUUCAAACUUUUGAAGAGAUGCAGCGUGGCGCUAGUUUAGGUGGGGUAAAACCUGUUUUUGACGGUCGGAAAAACAUGUACACUGCUAGGCCACUUCCUUUCGGUGACGCUGCCACUUUCGAUGUAACCUUACCUGAAGACGACGGUGUCACUACUAGUAAACGUCCUCCUCGUUCUUUCAAAGUUAAAAUUAAAAAAGUUGCUGAAAUUAAUAUGGAAGAACUUCAUCGUUUUCUUAACGGCAAGGCUCAAGUAUCACCAAACGUUCUGACCGGUAUUAUGGCACUUGAUGUGUUGAUAAGGUAUCGCCCAUCGUUGCAACAUGCAACUGUUGGUAGAUCAUUUUAUACACCUUCAGGUUCUCAACAACUUUAUGGUGGAGUCGAAGUAUGGCAAGGUUUUUAUCAAUCAGCUCGUCCUACACCCAAGAAGAUGAUGAUCAAUAUUGAUGUUAGUGCCACAGCUUUCUAUGAAAGUGGUAAUCUUGUUCAAGUCGUUGUCAAAAUUUUGGGUAGAAGGUCCGCUGAUGAUCUUAGAAAAGGAAUCUCAGAUAAGGAACGCACCAGACUUGAAAAAGCAUUAAAAAAUCUCAAAGUUCGUGUUGUUCAUCGUGGUGAUGCUGUCUCACAACGUCGUUUCCGAAUCUCUAAACUUACUCCCACACCUGCAAAUUCAACAAAAUUUGAUGCUAACGGCAGAUCUAUAGAUGUGGCUACAUAUUUUCAAGAUACCUACAAAAGACGUCUUCAAUAUCCUUUCCUUCCUUGUGUUGUAGUCAGAAAAGAAAAUUAUCUUCCUAUGGAAGUUUGUGAAAUUAUUCCG
Molecule: messenger RNA, 1002 nt
Organism: Entrophospora sp. SA101
Lineage: Eukaryota; Fungi; Glomeromycota; Glomeromycetes; Entrophosporales; Entrophosporaceae
Source: the annotation of a GenBank genome assembly